UGGCGGCGCUUAAGUGCGGGAGGAAGGGCGGGCCCAGGCUCACUCGCUCGUGGCGCCGCGCGGAGAUGGCGGCUCGCAACUGAGGCCCCGCGCCGCGUGCUUCCAUCCGGGUCCCUGAGAGAGGGCCUUCUCGCCCGUUGUCGUCCUCCUCGUCGUCUUCGUGGUCCCCUUCGUCCUCCUCCUCCUUCCGACCACCAUGAGCUACGGGCGCCCGCCGCCGGACGUGGAGGGCAUGACCUCGCUGAAGGUGGACAACCUGACCUACCGCACCUCGCCGGACACGCUCCGCCGCGUCUUCGAGAAGUACGGCCGCGUGGGCGACGUCUACAUCCCCCGCGACCGCUACACCAAGGAGAGCCGCGGCUUCGCCUUCGUCCGCUUCCACGACAAGCGCGACGCCGAGGACGCCAUGGACGCCAUGGACGGGGCCGUGCUCGACGGCAGGGAGCUCCGCGUCCAGAUGGCGCGCUACGGGCGGCCCCCCGACUCCCACCACAGCCGCCGCGGGCCCCCGCCUCGCCGAUACGGCAGCGGAGGAGGAUACGGGCGGCGCAGCAGGAGCCCCAGGAGGCGCCGUCGCAGCCGAUCCCGGAGCAGAAGCCGGUCCCGCUCCCGGAGCCGAUCUCGCUACAGCCGCUCCAAGUCCCGCUCCCGCACCCGGUCGCGCUCUCGCUCCACUUCCAAGUCGCGCUCGGCCCGAAGGUCAAAGUCCAAGUCCUCCUCCCCAUCUAGAUCUCGCUCCCGGUCCAGGUCCCGCUCCCGGUCGAGAAGCCCACCACCGGUCUCCAAGAGGGAGUCCAAGUCGCGCUCCCGCUCCAAGAGCCCGCCCAAGUCUCCCGAAGAGGAAGGAGCUGUGUCCUCUUAAGGCAAUGAUACAUCAAAUAGACGAGAAGUCGACAUAAAGGAUGCCUUUGGAGGAGAGCCGAUCAUUUGAAUCGCCGGUCCAUUGGAAAGACCCCAGCACAAGCAACCAGCUAUUGAAAAAGGUUAUUUUGUAACACUUUGUCUAAGUUUUUAUUUUACUUUUUGAGCCUCAGAUGGCAGACUAUUACUUUUAUGUGCCAUUUUGUUGCUAUUAUUCAAAUUUCUUGUAAUUUAGUGAUGUGAUCGACUACAGAUUUCAUUAUUGGCUUGGAUAUUUGAGGUAAAACUUCAUUUUUGUUCAUAUAGUGCUGACUUGUUUGCUAAUAAAACUGGUGACUUGCUGCCUUGAGGUUCAAUCUGCAGCUUUAGUAUGCUGAAUAGCUUAAUGCUGUCCAAAUACUCAAAUUCCGCCUUUCUUCUCCAAUUCUGACAUUUUAAAUUCCAAUGCGUUUGCAAAUAUUUCAGGUGAAAUAGUAUCGAGUCAAAACAGUAGACUUUGCAGCUGACAGAUUAUUUUGAAAGAUUUGUUUUUAUAAGACAAAAUUCUAAUCUCUUCUCUUAUGUAUUUUUGUGCACUAGGCGCAGUUGUGUAGCAGUUGAGUAAUGCUGGUUAGCUGUUAAGGUGGCGUGUUGCAGUGCAGAGUGCUUGGCUGUUUCCUGUUUUCUCCUGAUUGCUCCUGUAACGAUGCCUUGUGCAGAAACAAAUGGCUGUCCCGUUAAUUAUAAUUGCCUGACAACUGCACUUCCAGUCACCCGGGCCUUGCAUAAAAAUAAUGGAGCAUACAGUGAGCACAUCUAGCUGGUGAUAUACACACCUUAUUUUUCCAGAAUGGUAAAUUUAGACCAUCUACAUAUGUGAACUUGCAUAUAAAAAUGUAAUGUUAAAGCAGUUAAUUCAUUCCUCUUAAGUAUCAAUUUGGAGUAUCUCUUAAAACGUUCUGUACUAUAACCACUGUCUGUAGUUCAAUAAAACACUUUCUUGGUGUUCAGUUUUUUGAAAUCAAA
This is a messenger RNA of Anolis sagrei ordinatus, 1869 nucleotides long. RefSeq names its product serine and arginine rich splicing factor 2 (gene SRSF2). Gene Ontology annotation, molecular function: RNA binding. The record is from RefSeq and is a predicted model, not a curated record. NCBI's taxonomy places the organism in Eukaryota, Metazoa, Chordata, Lepidosauria, Squamata, Anolidae.